Messenger RNA from Dufourea novaeangliae, 1548 nucleotides. RefSeq names its product UBX domain-containing protein 7. The transcript has 9 exons. Gene Ontology annotation, biological process: proteasome-mediated ubiquitin-dependent protein catabolic process. Bases 243 to 1547 code for a protein of 434 amino acids. Gene Ontology annotation, molecular function: ubiquitin binding. NCBI's taxonomy places the organism in Eukaryota, Metazoa, Arthropoda, Insecta, Hymenoptera, Halictidae. Gene Ontology annotation, cellular component: nucleus. The record is from RefSeq and is a predicted model, not a curated record.
AAAUGUUGGAGUCGAGUGUAACGAGUUGGUAACGUAUAGGACCGACCAAGCUGCUAUCGAGAUUGUACUGUAUUUUGAUCAUCGGAUAUACUGUUUAGGGUCUACUGUUGAAUUCGUAAGCGUCAUCGAUGGAGCGACGAAUUUUGUGAAUGUUGCGAAAUGUCAGCCGGUUGAUGUUACUUGAUAAAUUUUGUCCGACGAUCGUAAAUUUUUUGCAAACAUUCUAGCGAUCUAGAGGCACGAUGGAUCCAGAACUUAUUGAAAAAUUUAUUGAAGUAACGGGGGAAAGUGAAGCCACUGCUCGUCAAUACCUAUCCCUGACCGAUGGUAAUGUGGAGUCUGCAAUAACUUUAAUGUUUGAAGGAGGUCAAGCACCUGAACCUGAAAGCAUUGACCCUGAACCAGAAGUGAGACCACCUAUUUUACCUACACAAGAGAUAUUGGUACCAUCCGAUGCAGCUUGCUCUUUCCCAAGAAUGUCGAAUAAUGUGUUUGAUAGAUUUAGGGAUUUUGCAGUGGAGACACAACGACAAGAAGAAGAAAUGACUGAAAGAGUAUCAGGGACUAAACAAACCUCUCAGCGCAAGUCAAAUAGAUUGGAAGAUUUAUUUAGACCUCCAUACAGUAUCCUGUUCUUAGGUUCCUUUUUGGAAGCUCGUGAACAUGCCAAAACAUUGAAUCGUUGGUUACUUGUAAAUAUCCAAAACCCACAAGAAUUUGCCUGUCAGAUACUUAAUAGAGAUGUUUGGUCGAAUCAGCAAAUUCAGGAAAUUAUAAAGGAUCAUUUUGUCUUGUGGCAAGUUUUGUCAAAUAGUAGUGAUGGGCAGCGCUACAUAGAUUUUUACAAUGUAUCUAAAUAUCCUUACUUGGCAGUAAUAGAUCCUAGAACAGGAGAAUGCAUGCAAACGUACAAUCACAUUACUGUUGAUAUUUUAAUGUUUACAUUAAAUGAUAUGCUGAGUACUCACCCAUCUCCAGAAUGUGUAACAAGUGAUUCAUUCAGUUCCAAAAAAUGGAACAACUAUCCCGCAACCACAGUGACUAAUGAUAAUUCCGUAUCUAAUUCAAAAGAUUACGAUAGUAAUACACGAAGCUCUAAACAUUUGAUUGAUAGCUUGAAUGAAUCCGAUAGUUACAAUGGCAUAGCAGACAUUCAGAGUUCAAGUUCAACUGUCCAUACUAAUGCAUCUCAAAAUACAAAUAAAAAGAAAAGAAUAGACGAGCCAAACUUAAAGGAGCAAAUUCCAAAUAUUUCAAAGGAUGAAUUGUGCGAACCAAAAUGUGACUUGAACAAAAUUAAAACAGGUAGCGAAUCUGUAAGACUCUGUUUGAGAUUGCCAAAUGGUAAAAAGGAAUCAAUAUCAAUGUGUCCUGCAAAUACAGUAGAAGAUUUUAUAAACAAAAUGGAAAGCUUGGGUUACUCAUCUUCUGAUCAUACUUAUUUAGUGCCGUUUCCAAAGACGAAUAUUGGUGAACUUUCUCUAAAACUACAUUUAUCAGACACAAUAUUAUCUCCAUCAAACACAGUAUUUAUAACAAAAUUAUAGU